Messenger RNA from Protobothrops mucrosquamatus (brown spotted pit viper), 3478 nucleotides. RefSeq names its product junctophilin 2 (gene JPH2). NCBI's taxonomy places the organism in Eukaryota, Metazoa, Chordata, Lepidosauria, Squamata, Viperidae. The record is from RefSeq and is a predicted model, not a curated record. Gene Ontology annotation, cellular component: plasma membrane; sarcoplasmic reticulum; endoplasmic reticulum membrane. The transcript has 6 exons. Bases 725 to 2953 code for a protein of 742 amino acids.
ACCUUUUCCUUGGCAGAGGAGGAGGCGAAAAAUAGGAAGAGACUCUGGAGGAGAGCCGGAGCCGUGGAUAGCCUGCCCUACGGGAUAGUACAAACGCUGGCAUCGGCCGGGGCCGGGAUUUCGGGCAUUGGGAACUAAGGGAAAGAGGAAAAGCAACGAGGAAGCAAGCAGUCGGGAUAGGUACAGUCCGGGAAGGAGAUUAAAGAGAGAGCCCUCCUGCAGAUCUGCACGGACCCUUAAGGAAAUGGAUCGUGGGGGGAUUUUUGAGGAGACUGCAAGGAUGAUAUAAAGCCAAUACAACUAUUGUAGUGGAGAGAAAAAAAAGUUACAACUCUUGCCCGAGGUCAAGGAUGUAAAGGCUAGAACUGUUACAGCUGAGGGGGAACUUCAAUCCUAUUCUUUCCAAGACCAGGGUGUAGUUUGUAUCUCUAAUCAACCUCUCCAUGCCUUCUUGGGUAAAUGGUUCUGUAGAACCAAGCAGGGCUACUUUCUGAGUUCCCUGGCCCGAUCCUGGCCUCCGUCAACAGGGACUUCUAUCCCACAGCAAUUUCCUGUUCUUGGGCUCUUGGAAAGUGGUUCAGCUGAACUGGCUAUGCAGCAGUUGAAUCAGGCUCUCGUACUUCCAAUAAUGGAGCCAUAAUCUGGCUAAAUAGGCAAGAGAGAAGAAGAGGAAGGAAAAGAGGAACAAAAGAGAAGAGUGGCUGUCUAACUUUGGUUGUGUACCAUGAGUGGUGGAAGAUUUGAUUUUGAUGAUGGAGGAGCCUACUGUGGGGGCUGGGAAGGUGGCAAAGCCCACGGGCAUGGCAUCUGUACUGGCCCCAAGGGUCAGGGCGAAUACUCUGGCUCUUGGAACUAUGGAUUUGAAGUGGUGGGGGUAUACACGUGGCCCAGUGGCAAUACCUAUGAGGGUUACUGGUCUCAAGGAAAGCGCCAUGGCUUAGGGAUUGAAACCAAAGGACGAUGGCUUUACAAAGGUGAAUGGACCCAUGGUUUCAAGGGAAGAUAUGGCAUAAGGCAGAAUAUCGGCAAUGGAGCAAAGUACGAAGGUACCUGGAAUAACGGGCUGCAAGAUGGAUAUGGCACAGAGACUUAUGCUGAUGGAGGUACCUAUCAAGGCCAGUUCACCAAUGGCAUGCGCCAUGGUUAUGGAGUCCGUCAAAGUGUCCCAUACGGCAUUGCAGCUGUGGUCCGCAACCCUUUAAGAACCUCCCUUACGUCCCUACGGAGUGAGCACAGCAAUGGCACACUGCUACAACAUGAUUUGCCAUCAGCAAACCAGGAACACGUUCCCAUAUCACCUACCAUAACUCGGGGUGGCUUUGCUCUCAGCUUGUAUGCAGAUGCUGAUGCUGGCAAAUUAAAGAAGGGGGGACUCUUCAGGCGGAGCUCCUUGUUCGGGAAACUCAAGAAAUCUGACUCCAAGACCUCUUUGUCCAGCCAAAGGAGUCGACUCAGUUUCCUUAAGAGUGAGAGUGGGAUGAGCUCUACAGGUAGUGAUGCUGCCUCCACUGCCAGCCUAGGAGAAGGAGUGGAAGGAGAGGACUUCCCACCUUUUGAUGCUGACAUUGAUGCCACCACCACAGAAUCCUACAUGGGAGAGUGGAAGAAUGACAAGCGUUCAGGGUUUGGCAUAAGUGAGCGAUCAAGUGGCCUGAAGUAUGAGGGCGAAUGGCUGGAUAACGUGCGGCAUGGAUAUGGUUGUACCACGUUGCCUGAUGGGAAGAAGGAAGAAGGAAAAUAUCGCAUGAAUGUAUUGAUCAGAGGCAUGAAGAAACGGGUGAUACCUCUAAAAAGUGCAAAGAUAAGACAGAAAGUGGACCGGAGUAUAGAAGGUGCUCAGAGAGCAGCAGCCAUCGCCAGACAGAAAUCUGAGAUUGCAGCUUCUAGGACUGCCCACGCCAAAGCCAAGUCAGAAGGUGCAGAGCAAGCAGCAGUAGCAGCUAACAAUGAAUCCAUGUUAGCCAGGUCGAUGGCCAGGGAAUUGUCUCCAGACUUCUAUCAGCCAGGCCCUGAAUAUCUGAAGAGGAGGCUACUCCAGGAACUCAUGGAAAAUGAGGAAAAUGUUGAGCAUAUAGAAGAAACGCCCCCUGUUGAAGAGACAUCUCCAGCAACACCUCCAGAAAGUCCUCAAGCUGAUGAGCAGGAGUUCAUGAAACCUAAGGAGAGUCCAGCUCCAACUCCAUCACCAUCGGGCACACCACCUGAGGCCAAGCGUGCUAAGCAGGGUUCACAGAAAGAUGGCUUUCUCAGCCCUGGGAACUGGAAUGGAGAUCAUAGCAAGAAUGGGAAUUAUACAGGAAGUAGACCCAAUACAUCUUCUAGUGCUCCACUGGCACCAGUGGAGAAGUCAGGAAGUAACAUCAGACCUGCUUCUCAUAGCGCCAGUCGUCCCAGCCAUAUGAAGAUUGCUACCGAUAGGAUGGAGAUCAAGCCUCUUGAAAGGAUACAGAAAGGAGGUGAAAUUAAAUUAUUUGAAGGCUAUCACAGUUAUGCUGUGCGGACCUCUCCAGUUACUCCCCCAAUGGAUAAUGAAGAAGACCCAUUCUCAGACUCCACGUUUCCUACCAAGUCAAGGUCCCCACAGCCGGAAGCUGAUGUGAAAGCAGUGGAUCACAAAUUAGAGCCAGAAAAGAAGGAAAGUACACCUGUCACCCAACAUGAACCAGGUCAUAAAGAGAAAAAAAUAAUCAAGACGGAAUCUAAGCUUGAGCCCAAACAACAUCCACCUGAGCCUAAAGUAGAAGAGAAAGUAGAAGCUGUGAGUGAAACUAAGCCUGAAGUCAAGAUAGUAGCUAAAACUGAGCCCAAGGCUGUGGUGAAAAAAGUUUCUCCACCAGAAGCAGCCACAAAAGAGGUGGUAGAACAAGAAGAGGGACCUAACACAAUAAUCAUCUGCAUGGUCAUUUUAUUGAACAUUGGCCUGUCUAUCUUAUUUGUACAUUUUCUGACAUGAUGAGAUACUGAAACAAGAAGUUUAUGCUGGUCCAAACAACAAUCCUGAUCAGAGAUAACAUCAGCCAUUCAGAGCUAUGUUAAAAGGAAGAAGCACAGAAGCACCCAGGGAGGGUACUGUGGUCACGAACUUUUAUGCAAUGCUUCUGGCAAACUAUUUUGCUCCAAUGGUUCUAGGAAGAGAUCUCGAAUUUUACAACUCCUUUUAUUCUUCCUUUUGUUUUGAGUCUGUGUUGCUUGAAGAUUUAUAAUUUUGAUGAACUGCACUGCCACUUGUUGAAGAAACAAGGACGCAACUUAAUUGUGGAAUGGAAACACAAACUAAAAAGUCUUUUCUUUGAAUUUCACUGUGAAAACAUCAGACUUGGUGGUACAAAUCUUCCGAUUCCCGUAUUUCUAAAUUGUGCUGCAGCUCUGAAUCAUGAUUAACUCUGAGAAUGUGCUGAAGGUCGCUGGGGGUGGGUGGAGGGCAUUUAUUGCAAGCCCCUUAUUGUAUUUUGAGCAAUUAUCCAAGUCCCAUGAAAAA